AUGAGCAUUGCAGUUAAAGUCUCCAUAAUUCUGUCGCUGUGCCUGAGGGGGCACGAAUUUAAACAUCAUCAGGCUGCAGCAAAAACUUCGACCUUCCUACCCCCUUCUUUAUUUGCGAUAGCGGACGAUCCGGACACGGUGAUUCAUGACGGCAAUAUGGGCGCCAAAACAUGGCUUCAAAAGCAUUCUCUCUGGCCUUCACGUUCAUCCUCCUCUGUAUCCACGAGGCAGCCCGAUGCAGUUGAUUCAGCCCAUGCCCAAAAUGAUCAAAGGCACCUAAAGGAACCAGUUGCUAACGCGGCACCGAAUGCCAAUGCGUCGACUGUGCCUCAAGCAAAAGCAAAUAAAACCACUGAACAAUCUGAGGCUACCUGUAUUCCAUCCUCAGUGACAUCAGCAACCUUUGAUGAUACUCCGAUUCGAGAACUUUGGAAUGUUGCAUACGAGAAAUUGCGCGAAGGAGAAGGCGCCCUUGUUGCAGAAUAUGAGGCUAGGCUGCAAGGGAGCGUCGUCGCCGGUCUGGGUGAAGGUCUGAAGCCAAAAUCGAACACCAGAGAGCGCAUGUGGGCGAUUCUUCAAAGCAAGAUGAACGAAGUAAACCAAAAUACGACCAAGUUCAAUAUAGGCAGCACUGAAGUCAAGAUGAGAGACGUUGCCCAACUAGUCUUGAAUGUUGUUGGGGCUGCGAAUAGGUACAUCAGCCAGGCUGUAAGCGCCAAUCCGUCAGCCUCGAUCGCUUGGGUCGGUAUCAGCGUUUUGCUACCACUAUUCACGAAUAUAUCAACUGAAAGUGCCGUUCAGGCGAAAGGACUGGAGUACAUUGCAUCUCUUAUAUCACAAAGCCAAAUGAGAGAAGAACUCUACAUCAAAUGUUACGAGUCACGGAAAGAGACUCAACAGGAGUUUCAGCAAUCACACCGCGAAUAUAAAGCCGCAUUAGAGCGACUUUACAGGCAAAUAUUGAAAUUUCAGGCUAAAAGCUGCUACCAUUUCUCAAAUAGCUCCGUCUUUCGCUACGGCCUUGACGCCGUCAAGUGGAACGACUGGGAUCAGCUAGUGAACGACGUGCGCCAGCGAGAUACAGAGUUUGCCGCUUUUGAGCAGAUUUGGCGAGAUCUACAGCAUUUUGAAGAGCGCCUAGCAGCCGAAAGCCUGCAGCGAGAGACCAUAGAUUCUAUGGCUGCUAUAAGAGGAGAAAUGUCCAUAUCGCGCGAGGCCGCCGAAAGAGCAAUGACUAAACAAGAACGCUAUGAACUAUUCGACUGGCUUUGUGAUAUUGACCCUUCCUCAAUCUACAAUACUGCUCGAGAAAGGCACGAACCUGGCACCAAUGAAUGGCUAGUACAAAGUAAAGAGUUUCAGACCUGGGAGAGGAGUGAUGGGUCACUGUUAUGGCUCCAUGGAAAAGCCGGCUCGGGAAAAUCCAUCAUCAGUUCCUCGGUCAUUAGCUAUUUGAAAGACAAAUACGCAUCGCGGCCUUCAACAGCUCUCGCUUACUUCUAUUUUAGCUUCAGCGACGUCAAGAAGCAACAAGUGGACGGAAUGCUUGCGUCUCUUAUCAAACAGAUCUUGACGGAGAAAUUCGAAUUGUGGCCAGUUGACAUUAAGGAAGAGGUGGGUCAAUCACUUAUUGAAAAGGCGGAUAGCAUGUUUCAAUAUGUCCGUUUUCAGCUAGAAAUACUUCAAGAGCUUUCAUCUGCAUCCGAGAUCCGCAAGGCCCUCCUUGACCUUCCCAUUGGGCUUGAUGCAACUUACGACCGAAUUCUCCAAAAUAUUGAUACCAAGUUCCAACGUCGAGUCAUAAACUCGCUUAAGUGGCUGGCGUUCUCUAAAAGCCUCUUGACUAUCGAAGAAUUGGCUGAGAUUUUCAUCAUUGACCCAGAUAAAGAUAUUGCCUUUGAUGAAGGCACGCGACUUUUCUCUUCUUUAGCCAUAUUGAAAUAUUUUUCUGGCUUGGUUGUCAAUGAAAAAGAAACGAAUACGGUCCGCCUGGUUCACUUCUCCAUCAAAGAAUAUUUAACUUCUGACAGGAUAGAAGAAAGGCUUACCUCGGCCUUCUCAUUUACAGAGGCGGACGCCCACAUGCAUAUCGCGCGUUCGUGUCUCUCGUAUGCUGCGCACUUGAGCACCACGGCUAAGAAAAAGACUCAAACAACCCUCCGCGAUUUACGAAAGACCCAUCAUUUAAUAGACUACGCGACUUCGGCGUGGGCGGACCAUCUCGAGGAGGUACCGCGUGUGCAGUGGCCAGACAAAGUCAUAAUCACCGCUGUACUUGCACUUACCGACCAAAGCCCAGGCUCAUUUGCCCCUCUAAUGAUGGGGCGAAUAACAGUAAGGGAAAAUUUGGAACAUUUGUUAAAGAGGCCGCAUUGUUACACUGCUUACAGCGGCUUUCGCCAGUUAACCGAGGCAAUGAUUGCUGAGAAGCAUGGUACGCAUGAGUAUAUUACGCAAGAAGAUUUGGAUUUUGGACUCCAUUAUGCGGCCUAUGGAGGUCACUUGGACAUUGUGCAAUUAUUCCUUGAAAAGGGCGCCAACAUGAAGGCACAUUGCGGCAAAUGGGCAUCAGCAGUUCAUGCGGCCGUUGGCGGCGAACACAUCAAUGUUUUAGAUUUUUUUGUCAGAAACGGGUGGGCUGAUGUCAAUUGUCAGCCGGCUUUAUUCGUGUGUAUUUUUGAAUGGGAUACACAAACAUUGGGGUAUCUUCUCGACCAAGGCAUGAACAUGGAUACGCAGGAUGAACAACAUGGGACCGCACUACACAAGGCAAUCAUCAACGGGAAUUCCACGGAUUUCGAACUAUUGCUGGAGAGAGGCGUUGACAUAAAUGCGCUGAAUGAGGAACUCGGCACACCACUUCAGGCCGCAUGCGAGAGACUGUGCUAUCAUGAUGAUCGAAAUCUUCGCUACAUUGAGAAGCUAUUGGACUGCGGCGCAGACCCCAACAUCCGCGGUGGAGAGUGCGGGACAGCGCUGCAAGCCGCGUGCAGUACUGAACUCAUAAGCAAGACGGAGGUGCGCAUAGAAGCUGUGCGGCUUCUCCUUGAGCACGGCGCUGAUGUGAAUGCUCAAGGAGGAUUCUGGGGCUCCAGCCUGCACGCGGCAGCAGCAUCGAUGUACUCUGAGGAAAAUGUCGAAUUGAUGAAGCUACUCCUUGAUAACGGCGCCAAAGUCAAUCAAACGAGUGGCAGCUGGGGAACUGCGCUGCAUGUUGCCUGUUAUCAUGGGACUAUUGAGGCAGCGCGCUUUCUGGUUGACCGAGGUGCUGAUGUCAACGCUGAAAGUGAUCGGUUCGGCACGCCAAUAUUGGCCGCAGCGGCUCGGGGACAGUACAAUGAAGAUUUCCCCAGGUUGCCAUUUUUUACUUUGCUCAUGGAUAAAGGGGCCAACGUCAAUCAUCGAGGGGGGGAGUAUGGGUCUGCGCUUCAAGCCCAUUUUCACGAGGAGGCCAACGAAAUUGAAUCGUUGCACUUUCUCCUUAAACACUGCUCAGAUGUCAAUGCCGAAGGCGGCAAGUAUGGGACGGCACUCAUAGCUGCCUGUACGGGUUAUUCGCGGAGAGAAGAUUGUGUGCAGAUGCUGCUGGAUCUCGGCGCCCACGUAAAUACACAAAGUGAGGAAUAUGGAACAGCACUCAUCGCUGCGUGCGAUAGAGGCGAAAAAGACACGAGAAUAGUUCAACGGUUGCUGGAAUGCGGCGCUGAUGUAAAUGCAAAAGGCGGCGAACAUGGAACGGCGCUCAUAGCUGCCUGCAGUUGGAACUACUCUGAGGCGGUAGAGUUGCUGCUCAACCAUGGCGCAAACCUCCAUCUCCAGGACUGCGCCGCUUGGCAUUCGGCCAUUCGUGGUAUAGCCACUCACGAAAGUCCCCUUCCGACUAGCGACAGAGCCGACGAUCUCAUGCUUGAACACUUCCUUAAUCGCAACAUGGAUAUCAAUCAUGAGCAUCCAGAGUAUGGCACCGCCCUGCACGCUAUGAUGAAUGCGGAGGGACGAGCAGGCCCAGAAUGGCGUCAAGGGAUCAGAAUGCUACUCAAGCACCACAUCAACCCAAACAUCAUGAGCGAGCGGUUAGGCUCCGCGCUCCACAUAGCGUGUGCGAUCAAACACGCACACGACUACUUCGAUUCUCACUGCAAGGAGUGCUGGAAUCUUGACAACUCAUCCAGCAAAGCAGCGUAUCUUCUUGAACAGUGCCCCAAUAUCAAUGUAAAUGCACAAGGCGGAACGUUCGGUACAGCUCUUCAGGCGGCCGCCUAUUCGGGCCAGAUCAUAUCAGUAAGGAUGUUGCUAGACAGGAAAGCCGAUAUUAACGCAUGCAGUGGAAAAUACCACAGCGCCUUGAACGGAGCUAUCAUCAGCGGACAUUGGAACAUUGUCAAAGUUCUACUUGCCGCUGGCGCAACACCUGAUUGUCAUCUACAGGAAGAACCUGACGAAGCUUGGCUUCGGACUAUUCUAGAGGAGGACGGCCGAGGGGCAGUAGAGAGAUAUAGAAAGUUUUGGAAAGUAGAGUUGGGGAGGAAAACGGGAGGAGAAGGAGCCUCGAACUCAUAA
Molecule: messenger RNA, 4560 nt
Organism: Trichoderma aggressivum f. europaeum
Lineage: Eukaryota; Fungi; Ascomycota; Sordariomycetes; Hypocreales; Hypocreaceae
Exons: 5
Coding region: 1-4560 (1519 amino acids)
Molecular function (GO): protein binding
Source: RefSeq, a predicted model, not a curated record